GUGAACGUGAGUGUGUAUGUGAGUGUGUGAGGGUGUGCGCAUGUCCUUGUCAGGGUGAAACGAGGCAACGCAGCUCGACACACACACACACACACACACACACCACCGCCACAGACAUGAAUCACCUGCUGAAAGUUCCAGCUCUGGCCGCCCGGGCCUUCAGCAGCUCGGCCAGACAGCUGAGGAACAAAGUCCCCGAGGCCCAGAAACUCUUCCAGGAGGACAACGGGUUGCCAGUCCACAUCAAGGGAGGAACCUUUGACGUCCUGCUCUACCGGGCGACCAUGACGCUGACUCUUGGAGGAACCUGCUGGUCUCUGUACUGGCUGCUCUACGCAUCGAUGCCUCAGAGGAAAGCGUAGAGGAGAAACCAACGCCGGCUAUCGGCCAAUCGCACGGACAGAACGACGCUCGGAGAGAACGACGCUCGGCUCCGUCUAUAACACUAAUGUUUGUUGUGUACAAUCCCAUUUCAUUUGAUCACGAGUUGUCCUGCUGUCGUCAUGGCAACGAUGAAGAUGUAAAAAAAAGUGUAAAGAAAUUCAAACUGAA
Sebastes umbrosus (honeycomb rockfish) is the source of this 552-nucleotide messenger RNA. It is a transcript of the gene cox7a1, whose product is annotated as cytochrome c oxidase subunit 7A2, mitochondrial. The transcript is spliced from 4 exons. Gene Ontology annotation, biological process: mitochondrial electron transport, cytochrome c to oxygen; regulation of oxidative phosphorylation; mitochondrial respirasome assembly. Lineage: Eukaryota; Metazoa; Chordata; Actinopteri; Perciformes; Sebastidae. The record is from RefSeq and is a predicted model, not a curated record. The coding region runs from base 117 to 362 and encodes 81 amino acids.